AUGGCAUCCUCCAUCAAAAUUGCCUAUUACCAAGAUGAAAAGGUCGGUAAUAACGUCGUCAAAUAUACAAGUGGCCGACUGGUUCCCCAUCAAAAGCCGCCAUGGAAGAUAUGGGAACAAUGCUUCCACAUCGUUUCAACCAUUAACGCCUCUAUCGGUUCUUGUUGGCUUUACUUCAUAUAUGCUGGGGGUAUCAAACUCCCCACCGGCUCAGCCAAUGGUUUCAUCGCUAUUUGGCUUUUCUUCUUCGUAUUGGAGCUUUUCUGCGCGUUGCGAAUAUCUCGCAACUCAGAGAUCUCUUUGUUUCAAACGCUUUGCGGCUCGAGGCCCAAGAAGCUCAUGGAUAGCGCCGGUCAUGAUUUUGUUCCCGAGAGCACGCAGAUACUUGAAUAUCGGGCUAUAAACGAGGAAGAUGUUGGUACAAUGAUGUGGGAUGAGGUCGAAGCUUUUCCCCCACUGCCUGGCCAUCUCCUACGCACUAAAUCCAUCCCAUCUCUUGACUUUGGUGUCCUUGAUUUCACUAUGUUGCCUCGACGGAUUGCCUUUGGUGUUCCUUAUAACUCUGAGGUCGAAUUCAUCAAUGAUAACACAGCCAUCUUUCGACGCAUCAAGCUGCGCCCGAACGUUCGACCACAGGGGGAAACAUGGACGCCACGCGUUUACCACUGCGCUGUGCUUGCCUGGAUGAUCAACGAAACCAACAAAUACAUGCAGUCCCCUACUACCGUGAGCUUUACACUCGCUCUGCUUUCGGCUCUUUUGCUUUGUGUUCAAAUUUAUUGCUUCUGGCGCGCCAUUCGAGGUGAUUGGAAAGCAAAACAAGCCGAACGACGUGGAACGAAGCUCGGUCGAGGUUGCGAUAUCAUCAGGGAUGUGCCUGUCACAGUCAUUCUUCCACCAAUGCCUACCGUGUUUGAGGAGAAGACUCCCCUGCCGAAGUGA
Molecule: messenger RNA, 942 nt
Organism: Penicillium soppii
Lineage: Eukaryota; Fungi; Ascomycota; Eurotiomycetes; Eurotiales; Aspergillaceae
Exons: 5
Coding region: 1-942 (313 amino acids)
Source: RefSeq, a predicted model, not a curated record